This is a messenger RNA of Abrus precatorius (Indian licorice), 1395 nucleotides long. Its product is annotated as probable E3 ubiquitin-protein ligase RHA4A. NCBI's taxonomy places the organism in Eukaryota, Viridiplantae, Streptophyta, Magnoliopsida, Fabales, Fabaceae. The record is from RefSeq and is a predicted model, not a curated record. The coding region runs from base 146 to 802 and encodes 218 amino acids. The transcript has 5 exons.
AACAGAAACAACUAAUUUUAAUAUUUUAUCAUAUAAAAUACACAUCUUUCUGCUUCUUUUCCCCAGUUUCAACAGCAAUUUUUUCUUGCCAAAAUAAAGAAACCCACCAACAUAUGAUCUUGGAUAUUGGUGUGGCAAGAGGUUUAUGCAUGUUAGGAGACACAAGAUCAUGAGUGUUCCACAAACUGCAACUAGCCCUCCUCCACAUCUGUAUCCACAAGAACUUCAGCUUAAGCUUUACCAGGCCUUCAUAUUCUCAAUUCCCAUACUCUUUUCCAUCAUUCUCUUUCUCCUCUUUUACUUGUUCUACCUCAAGAGAAGGGCUUCCUCUCUCUCUUCCUCUUCCCCUCACUUACUUCCCAGGAGUAUUGCCAACCCAUCAACCACCACUCCCUAUCAUUCCUCACCUUGUCAUUUGGAUCUGACACUCCAAUUCCUGGAUAAACUUCCAAGAAUUUUGUUCGAUGAGAAUUUGCUAGCAAGGGAUUCACUAUGUUGUGUGUGUCUGGGGGAGUUUGAGCUGAAAGAAGAGGUGCUACAGAUUCCUUAUUGCAAGCAUGUGUUCCACAUUGAUUGCAUACAUCACUGGCUUCAAUCAAACUCCACUUGUCCACUUUGUAGAUGUUCCAUCAUCCCCACUACCAAGUUCCUCAAUCCAACACCGCCUAUUAAUAUUAUAUCAGACCCACCUCACCAUGGUGCUAUCAUUUCGGAGUCUCCAUUACCAUUACCAUUACCACCUCAACCAGAACACCAUCAAGUUAGUGCUUCCUCAAAUACUGCUAUUUUGUCAAGGGAAUGAUACAAUAGUUUCAUUACUAUAAUAAUGGCCAUUAAUUUGAAAGGAGGGGGUAUUCAACUACACCAAGAUAAUGUAGUUGGCUACAUUUAAGGAGCAAAACCAACAAUUUGUGAAAUAAAAUUUUACCCUUCUAUUUGUACAUUAUUUGGUAUAUUUUGUGAAAUGUGAAACACAGCUUCUGCUGUCAUGACCUUUUUGGAUUGCUUAUUUAACCUGCAUAACCAAUUACACUAGCUUUACUCCAUGACAUAUUCAUGUAUGAUUGAUUUUGCCUUUUGUGGACUUCAGUCCUUUCAUUUAUCGUUUUCGUGCUUAAAAAAUGAUUGGUUAAAAAGGAUAGCAGACGUUUGUCUUGUCACUUUACUGAAUCCUAGGUAACGAUGAUGAACAUAAAUAAAAUGUUCCUGCAAAAGUCCUUGAGCUCCGAACCUUUAUCUGUGAAGGGAAAAAGCUUGUGUGCAAAGAAUCUCUGUUGUAGUACUUAGUGCAAAUGAAAAUCAUGCAAGUCUUGGAAAGGCAUCACUCAGUCAAAGAUUUUCCAGGAAAUUUAAUUACCACGGCUUUUGGAACAAAUUAUCAACUCCGUCCAAAUA